CCUACUUCGUACUACGCUACCGACCUCCUAAUACCUACCAAAAACACCCAAACUCUCUACCUACCCCCAAGAUUACUUCACUUUAUAAUACCUGACAAGGCCUGAUGCUACCUUCGACGGGCCUAUUGGUCGCUAGGUGCAUCAAUCGACGCCAGGGAAGAUGCAAACCACAAACUGUCCCAUGUUCCUUAUUUGCAGCAUCGACUGAAAUUCACCUUUGAAACUAUACACAUAUAUUCGAUAACGGCCUGUUGAUCACAUAACCCAUACAUAACUGUCUACACAAUGCCAUCUCGAGACUAGCUAUGGCCCUGGAGCGGAAAAGAAGCAUCCGGCAUGUUGGCCGCUCGAGAGGCCAGACGAGUCUAAUUUGGGAGUAUGAAAGCAUGGGUAAUGUGGAGUACUGAGCUGGGAUGCUUGCGAUGAAGUCUGCAGCCAAGAGUGCGACGGCGCUUAUUGCAGACCAACAGCGAAAUAUGAUUGGAGAAUUUGUGCCUAAUUGCAAGGCUAUCGCCAAGCCUCUGUAGAGGUCCAUAGUUUCUCACGAGGAGCUUGGGCCAUUGCAACAUCUGGGAAUAUCUUCAACAGACCUAGCGAGCCCUAAGCGCGCAGAAUCAUCCCAGGCCCGCGGCGGGGUGUUUGCACCAUGAACGGAGCAACAGCCGCAGAGUCAGCCGCGGGGACCAGAGGCACAUCACUUCCUUGGGCUCAUGCUCCUCCUACCCAGGAUCAUAGCUCGCAUGCUACUCCGAACUUCGUGACCAACACACGGGCAUAUGGGUAUCCUGUACUGCUUGAUACAGUGCACGAAGAUGUGCCUGUACCCCCCCUGAACUCGUCAAGCCCAGUCAUGCACGACGACGUACAACCUGCGCUUCCAUAUACCGGGCUGGCAGGUACACCGGCAACAACGACGCCUCCUUUGAGGACAGUCGACACAGGGACCUCUUUGCCCUGGGGCACAGUACAGGAAACAUCACCAGCCACGCCAUCGUUGAGUCGGACAACCACCUUUGCGCAACCUUUACGCCAGGACACGUUACAAGGAAUAUCUCCCACUACGUCGGCACUGAGUCGAGCAACAACGUUUGCACACCCCUUACGACAGUACACAUCAAUGCAAGCGGCUAUAUACGUCGGCCUCGUGAAACCUCCAGACAACAGUUCUGUUUCUGUGGAACCAUUAUGCUCGACUGGAAACUGCACAUUUGAAGCCGAUGACACCGGGGCUGUGUUCCAAACCCUGUCGAUGUGUCACUCAUGUCGAGAUAUUUCAGAUGAGAUCAUUGGGAACGGUGCGUCAGACACGCCAGAUAAUUAUACUUUACCAUCCGGGGGCUAUGGUGGACACGAUCGACUUGCUGUCCUGUACGGCUGAAGAACGAGGUGGCAACAAUUCUGUUUUUGAGUUCGAGUGCAUCAUGAAAAAACGACUAUGGAUUGAUGGAACCGAUUCCAGCCGCUGUUAGCUGUUCCCUGUUACCAUGCGUCAAGACAUAUUCGGCCGUCAUCCAUAACUCUCAGUACAAAGAGUCAGUGCUGUCAACCGAAAUCCUGCGGCCCGGGAAGACCGCAUUCCACCAUGACACAUUCCUGUACCUCGAUUUUGCGACUGUCAUCGACCCAUUGCGGGAUGGUGUUCGAAAGAAAUGCGAGCCGUCGAAGCGCCAAGCGCCACUCACACGCCGGGAAUCGAGGACCAAGAGCUUCUCACCAGCGUUGGAAACGACUUCAGCCAGCGACCGCCAUCUAAGCGCUGGUACGAACCAGAGUGCAUAUGGGGACUCACGUCGAUAUUCCGUUCAGGAUUAGAGCAAUUCAUGGUCGAGAAGAUCAACUUGCAUACACUUGGGCUUCCUACGUCAGCCGGGGAGCCGUGGCUCCGUAGAUCAUUCCAGAACGGUAAUGCCAGUGUCGCGACAUUUGAUAAGGUUAUGGAGGGCUUGGCGCUGGCUAUUUCGGGCCAGAUGCGCUCCGAGAAUGUAACUGCCAAUUACUUCACCCCACCGGUGGCAGGUACGGCAUGGGAGAACGACACCUGUAUUGGUGUGCGGUGGGAGUGGAUCAGUUUCCCGGCGACGUUGAUUCUACUCGAGAUCACGUUACUGCUGGCGACCAUCGACCGAGGCCGCAGGUCUGAAUGGGGCGGGGACUGGAAGUCAUCAUCGCUGCCGCUCCUCUUCAAUGCGCCCUUGAACGACAAAGACAUGGGAGCAUCCAAGAGCCUCAAGGUUGCAGAUAUGGAAGAGAGGGCAUCAUUGCUAAAGUUCAAGCUCGUGCAGGACUCGCACGAGUCCCCAUCGGAAGGCUGGCGACUACACAAGGUUGCCGAGUUACCUCCCCGCAAGAAGAAGUCGCGCAAAGACAAAAAGCUGUCAAUGGAAGCCCAAGAGCCGCGAACUACGGUCGAGCAACCGGAGCCUUUGGAGGAUCAGAGCGAACCGCGCGUUGAAACGAGGCAGAAUACCGUGCCACGCGGUCACGAGUGGGUAUAGGCAUCAACAGAACUCAGACUCAGAUUCUCAGCGACAAUGAGUAAUAUGUAUAUCUUGAAUUUGCUCAAAACUUGGCUGAUGCUUCCUACCUUAUCCGAUCAAGCUUAAUCAAAAAUAAGAAAACAUUUUUUGAGCUAUACUAUGCAUCACUUUACAGCUGGAUCUUGCACGAAUUUUCAAGCCAAGUCUUGUGUUGCAGCUUCUCAUACUCUAAAACGACAUUCUAUACAAGGUACACCGAACUGCAGCCUCUAUAACCCUGAGCAUUCUCAACAAGCUUUUUCUUCCUGUUACAUCGCUGAAUCACUCGCAGUGAGCAGGUGUACAAAGCUCUUUUGCUAGAGUGUGGCAGGUAAGAAAUUGGCAGUAGGAAGAAAAGGAAAAAAAAAAGGAAACCAAGAACCACCGGACCAAGACAAUGAAGCCAAGCUCGAGCUUGAGCAGCGAGCAUGGCGUUUUUUUCUCUCCGUCAAACCAGGCCGAAGAAAACCACUCGAGAGUAAUGACAAGCCCCGAACCGAGAAAGAUCACCAGUUCCGAAGAUGCCAUCAACCGCUUGAUAAUGGAGAAGCCCGCCUCGUG
Pyricularia oryzae 70-15 is the source of this 3077-nucleotide messenger RNA. RefSeq lists its product as uncharacterized. The record is from RefSeq and is a predicted model, not a curated record. The transcript has a single exon. Lineage: Eukaryota; Fungi; Ascomycota; Sordariomycetes; Magnaporthales; Pyriculariaceae. The coding region runs from base 1650 to 2495 and encodes 281 amino acids.